Molecule: messenger RNA, 300 nt
Organism: Penicillium hordei
Lineage: Eukaryota; Fungi; Ascomycota; Eurotiomycetes; Eurotiales; Aspergillaceae
Exons: 2
Coding region: 72-242 (56 amino acids)
Source: RefSeq, a predicted model, not a curated record
AAGCCAAAUAUUCCGACGUUUCCACUUCAGCAAUCUUCCCUCUAAAACCAAUAUACAAAUCCUAUAUCAUCAUGUGUAUGAAGGCUACCUGCUCGACCUGCAACAAGGUCACCUGGUGGGGCUGUGGAAGCCAUAUCCCUUCGGUGAUGGACUCAAUUCCCGAAGGCGAUUGGUGUGCCUGCACACCUCAAGUUGAGAAGGAUGGGAAGAAGUACCCUCCCAAGGCGGCGAAGGCCGGCUGACUACAAGGCUGUGUGAUUUGUUAGUUUGAGGAAGUGAGUGUCGCAUGUUUUUGAAAAA